AUGCACCCAGCUGUAUGGAUGAAUAAAUCGACAUUACAUGAAGGAAGCACAGCUUCAAAUCAUGCUGAUGAACCACCUGGAACACCGCUCGAUAUUUUGAAGGACAUUUGGACUCCACCUGCUAAAACACAAGGGCGAAAUAAGCCAGAGCAAUCUGAUAUAGACAAUGAUUUGUAUAACAAACAUCAAAACGACUUUCUAGAUAAUGACAAUCUGGCACUCUUCAUUGAAAGGUUCAAUAAGGGCUUGAAGGUUAACACAACAAAUGAUCUGCCUUCAUAUACUGAUAUCGACCUUAUAGGCGAUGUACAGCACUCCCCUCAACCUCCCGAUGUCUUUCAAGAUUUCAUUCACGGCAACGACGCUCACAAUAAACAUCAUGGGAAGAACGACGAUCUUGAUUUUGCUCAGCACGACGCUGAUUGGCAAAAAUCUGGUCAACCAGUGGAGGGAUUACUACACAAAGUAGAAGAAACACACGCCAACGUUGAUCUCUUGAAGAUUCACUCCUUCUACGACGACAUCGAGACCCUCUUUCAAAAAUGCCAAUAUGAUGACAAUAAGCUGUUAAGUCAUAGCGAUAACAAAUUCAAUAUCGAACCUUUAGAAGCAAACAGAAAAGGCGAAACUAAGGCUGCACAAUCCCUUAUCACAAUUGAAGAAAUCAACCAGUUGGUAUACCAGACACAACCAGCUCAAAAAAUAACUAACCAGACAAUCAAAAGUCAAUCGCUGGAAAAAAGUAACAGCGAUGUUGAAAGGUCUGCACAAGGCGAUCAAAAUAUAGACUUUAGCGAUGAGUUCAAUACACUGGUACAAGAAUCAUUCAAAACAGUUAUAACUGAUUAUAAUAUACCCAAAGAUGAAUCAAAAAACGGUUCGGGGGGUGUUGGUGAGUUUACAAACAGGGACACAGAUGUAGAAAAAAAUGCUAUCUUACAACAAAUACAUCAAUGGGCAUAUAAUGACGCAGAAGAACUCAGGGAUGUACGUGCGUUAUUGUAUACGGUAGGAAAUGUACUCUGGAAUGGUGCGAAAUGGACACCAAUGGAUAUAACUAUAUGUGCCUGCGACAAAGAAAGUUGCAAAAAAUAUUAUAAAAAAGCAAUGCUAACUUGCCAUCCAGACAAACAUAAUGGCGCAGAAUGGCGCACCAUGCUCAGGGCAAAACAUAUCACACAGGCACUGCAAGCAGCGUGGGCCAGACUAACGUAA
Molecule: messenger RNA, 1215 nt
Organism: Babesia sp. Xinjiang
Lineage: Eukaryota; Apicomplexa; Aconoidasida; Piroplasmida; Babesiidae
Exons: 3
Coding region: 1-1215 (404 amino acids)
Source: RefSeq, a predicted model, not a curated record